UGAAAGAUACAGUUUAUAGAAACUUUUUUCUAUAGUGAAAACAGUUUUGAGUGAUUAGUAUUCAGUGUAUUGAAAGUGAAAACCUAAACAUGCCACCACCUCUGGCCAAUAAGAUAAAUACCAAGGACAAUAAGGAAAUUAAGAACAAAGAUGGAAAUAAAACAGUUCAGUCUUUAUUAGCACCAAAGAAAGAUCAACAAAUAGCUAAUCAAGGAAAUCCACCACCAAAGCGUGACAAAAGAACUUUCUCAGAUGUGUCAGAGGAGAGCCUUGAGGGUAUUGAUUUAAUUAGUAUUCAUUCAGAUUUAAAGGACAUCAAAAAAAGCCUUCAAGAUACUGUUAAAAAAUCUGACCUGGAUAAUCUUGUCAAACAAAAGGACUUAAAAGAUCUUGUGACAACCAUCGUCAGUAAUCUUUUGUCUACACUGAAGGAGUCAAUCACUGAGGAAUUUAACACCAAACUGAGGGAAAGAACUGGAAAGUUGAAAGAUGAGAUAGAUGCUCUUAAUAUAGACAAUGAGAACUUCAAAGAGAGACUAAGAACAAAAGAUAGGCAAAUAGAAGAGCUUCAGGAAAAAGUGGAAGAUUGCAACCAUAGGUCCAUAGAUGCACUUAAAUCUGCAAACUAUAAUGAACAGUACUCCAGGAAACAUAAUAUAAGAAUGGUGAAUUUUCCAGAAAAGAGAAAUGAGAACUUACGAGAUGUUUUUGUAAAAAUGGUGAAGAAAGACUUAAAUGUUGAGAUAGAACCAUCAGAUGUCAUAGCAAUACAUCGAAUCCCAGGAAAAGAAGGUUACAUCAAACCUGUGAUAGCAAAGGUCCGUAACACAGAAAUUAAAAUCAAGAUAAUGAGAAAUAAGAAGGGGUUGAAGAAUGACAUUAAAUUUCAUGACGAUAUAACCCAAAGAAAUCUUGGACUAUUAGCUAGACUAAAUACAAAUGUGAUGCUAAAUAAUGCCUGGUUCUACAACUGUAGUGUAUAUGGUAAAUUGAAGGAUAGUGAGCACAGAAUCAAAUUUGAUCUUUAUGACAAUAUAGAUGAAAAAAUUUAAAAAAAACUUUCAAGUAUGUAAA
This is a messenger RNA of Mytilus trossulus (common blue mussel), 1074 nucleotides long. RefSeq lists its product as uncharacterized. The coding region runs from base 90 to 1052 and encodes 320 amino acids. The record is from RefSeq and is a predicted model, not a curated record. The transcript has a single exon. NCBI's taxonomy places the organism in Eukaryota, Metazoa, Mollusca, Bivalvia, Mytilida, Mytilidae.